Guillardia theta CCMP2712 is the source of this 2283-nucleotide messenger RNA. RefSeq lists its product as hypothetical. Gene Ontology annotation, biological process: regulation of DNA-templated transcription. Gene Ontology annotation, cellular component: Ino80 complex; cytoplasm. The transcript is spliced from 30 exons. Lineage: Eukaryota; Cryptophyceae; Pyrenomonadales; Geminigeraceae. The coding region runs from base 1 to 2283 and encodes 760 amino acids. The record is from RefSeq and is a predicted model, not a curated record.
AUGCCGAAGGAUGAUGAGGAUGUGAUUGAGUUCCCGCCGGAACCUUCAACAUCAAACCUGCCCGAGCCUCGUCCUCUAGAGUAUGAUGGGAGCAAAUGGCCUCCCUCCAAGCCUCUUGUGAUCGAUGUAGGAUCCCACUCAACCAGAGCCGGCUGGGCGGGCGAAAAGGACCCCUGCGUUGUGCUCCGUUCACUCGUAGGGAAGGCGAAGGAUGGGAAGGGGGACCUCGUCACACUAGCAGGCGACCAGCUCUUGUGUAGGGACAUCUCAAAGACGAUGGUGAGGUCGCCGUUUGAGAAGGAUGUUGUUCAGCACUUCGAGAGCAUGGAAACAAUCUUGGACUACACGCUGUACAGGAUGGGGAUCCACACGGAGAAGCUCUACCAUCCAGUUCUUGUCACCGAAGCACUGUGCAAUCCCAACUACUGCCGCUCGAGAUUCUCCGAGAUUCUCUUUGAGUGCUACGGAGCACCGAAGGUCGCCUACGGUGUAGACGCGCUGUUUGCCUACGACUCGAUGCUCAACUCCCCAGCUUCCUACACUCCCCAGGAGACUUGGGGCGGGAAAGCGUCUCAUGGGCUCAUAAUUCGCGUUGGGCACUCAAGUUCCAACGUCAUCCCGAUCUAUGACGGGGCAGUAGGAUUCAAGUCAUCGUACAGGAUGGCGUUGGGAGGCUUCUCCUGCUCCAACACUCUCCAGCAGCUCCUCCUCCUCAGACAUCCACAGCACAAACCUGCAAUCACUGCCCACCGCGUCCAGUUGAUCAAGGAGAAGUUUUGCUUCGUCGCCCAGGAGGAUUAUAUGGAGAAGUUGCGGGAAUACGAGUCUCUCGAGAGCCUGCAGAAGAAGUCGAUGAGGGUUGAAAAUUUAAUUGUUAGGUUUCAGCUGCCCUACACUGAGAAGGAAGUUCCGGUGCAGACUGAAGAGGAGAUUCAGCGGAGGAAGCGACAGCGAGAGGAGCAGGCCAAGAGAUUGCGGGAGAUGGCUUCACAGAAGAGGCAGGAGAAGCUGCGCGUGCUUGCCCAGAAUAUCAAGGCUCUCUUGGAUCUCCAGAUCGAUGAAGUGGGCGAGAAGAUCGCAGCCUUCGGCAUCUCGGAGCCGACAAAACCUGCCUCCGUCUCCAAGUUCUUGGGGAAUCUGUCAAGGCAGCUGAACGAUAUCCGAGCAAAGCACAAGGCGAAGGGGUUCGAUGUUCCUGCGGGUGAGGCGAGAGAGGGCGGGGAAGCUGCUCCGGCGUCGAUGAAGUUUGAUGCCUCAGACGAUCCUGUGGUUGAAGAGUUCCUGAAAGCUGAACCGGAAGAGGACAAGGAGAGAGAGAAGAAGAGGAAGCAGAAGAUGAUGGCUGGACUGCAGCAAGCUCGUCUGGCAGAGAAGAAACGAAAGACGGAGCAAGCUGAAGAGAAGCAGAGGAAACGUCAGGAGGAGGAGGAGGAGCGCAAGCUCGAUCCUCAGAAGUGGUUGACUGGAGCGAAACAGAGGCACGCAAACUUGUUUCAAAAGUAUCAGCAGAGGCAGAAGAAGAAGGCCAUGGUGAACGACAGGAGGUCAGAGGCCUCAAACGAGAGGAUGAAGGCGAUUAUCUCCACCCUUGCGGGAUCGGAAGACGCAAAGAAGAAGAAUGCAGACGGAUGCGCCGAUGACGGAUCUGACUUUGGAGAUGAUGACGAUGAUUGGAACGUGUACAGACAGAUUUCAAGGGAAGCAGUAUCUGACAGCAGCGAGGAGGAGGUUGAUGCUACUCUGGCCGAGCUGGAUGCGCAGAUCUUAGAGCUCGAUCCUCUCCAUAUCCCAGUGUCACAGUUCCACCAGGAGAACGAGCCCAGCACCAACGUCUACAUCCCAACCGCGCGAGACUUUCAGCUUGCUCUCUCCACCGAGCUCAUCCAAGUCCCAGAGAUUCUCUUCCAGCCCUCCAUCAUCGGGCUGGAGCACUGUGGCAUGGCUGAGCUGAUCAACAACGUGCUGAAUCGCUACAACAUGGACCAGAGGAUGAGGAUGGCGGAGAACGUGUACAUCUGUGGAGGGGGGUCGCUGUUUCCGGGUUUCAAGGAGAGGAUCGAGUACGAGAUCCGUUGCCUGCUUCCUGCAGGGGCAAAUUUGAACGUGGUGGUGGCCCACGAUCCGAUCCUUGAGACUUGGAGAGGAGCGUCCAAAUUCGCAGCCCAUGAGAAAUUCGAGUCUGUCUGCUUGACGAAGCAGGAAUGGGAGGAAAAAGGACCAGGGUAUUUGAUCGAGCACCGCUGCUCGAACAAAUUUUUUCCUUCAAUUGCCUCAACUAUGUAG